This is a messenger RNA of Caenorhabditis angaria, 3318 nucleotides long. Lineage: Eukaryota; Metazoa; Nematoda; Chromadorea; Rhabditida; Rhabditidae. The record is from the annotation of a GenBank genome assembly.
AUGGAUAGAUUGAGGUGAGUUCUUAUUUAUUUUAGUAUUAUUUUGUUCAGUUUUCAAUUCGAUUUGAAAAACACAGUUCGUUUCCAUAUUUAGGAACGUUUCAAAGAAAACAAAUAAUUGAAUUGUAGUUUGAAAUUCAAAAGUGCGCGAAAAAAGAAAAAGAAGCUCGCAAAAUCUCAAAUGUCAAUAAAAUAUAGAUUAUCACACUUCUGUUUCUUCUUCUUCUAUUCCUUCUUUUUCCCGUUUAUUAUUUGAAUUUUCUGUACUCUUUUUUUUUCAAAAAAGUUCCAAUGAUUAAGCAAAUAAUCAUUUAGUUACUGUAAAUUAAUAUUAUCUUUAUUUUUCAUAAAUCACAAAUUGUAAUGAGAAAUUGAACAAUUUUGAAACGAUUUUUUUCUAUUAAAAACAUCUUCGUUUCAUUGAAAAAAACAACAUUGUGUAUCAAACAAAAAUUUUAAUUUUUGUUUCAAAUUUCAGAACAAUUUCUCAAUUAUACACAGAUCGACCAAGGCCGAAAGCAGGUUCGGUUCAGUUUUCGGCCAAUAGUUUUGAGGAUGAUACAAUAUCUCAAGCACCUUCUUCCUCGUCAACAACAACUUCGACAAGUUUUGAAACUACGCCAAGAAUGCAGUGAGUUUUUAGAGAAAUCUUGAAUCAAACAUCACAUUCCUAAUUUUUGGACCACGUAAGCUUACGAAUAAUCCAUAUUUCAAAAAAUUUUGAACUUUUUUCAUGGGCCUUCUGGGUUUUACCAAACCUCCUUUCAGUUUUACCAAUUUAGGAGUGUUUUUUUCAUUCGGAACUCAAUUCCUUGAUCAAGACUCCAUUCUUCAAAUAUUUGAUAAGAAAAUAUGACAUCAUAUUACAAUUUUGAUUUUUCAGUCCAUCAGCGAGCAAAGGUUCAUUUUUUCUCCGAUUUGAAACCAUUCUCAAAACGAGCUUCUCAAUUAAUUGUUGAUGUUCCUGUGGCACAAUUGAGAAAAAUAAAAAAUACGGAAGGAGUUGGAUCGAUUGCAAGAGAAUCUGAACAUUUUUCAAGUGAGCACAAAGGGAACAUUUUUGAGCUUUUCCUCGAGAUUAUUGUGAGAAAUUUCAUUAUAUUGGAAAUCGACAGCUGAUUUUUUUUUCAAAAAUCAAAAUCGACAUUAAAACCUUGAGUGAAGUUCAAAAAAGUUUUCUUCUGGGGUUACUGUAGAAAAGUUGAAUUAUCUUUUGUUCAUAACAGAUACAACAACUUUACAUGGUCCAAAACGAAUUUAUAAUGGAAAAAGAUGGUCGAUUGCAUUUUGGAUAAUUGUAAUGGUUUCAUCAAUGAUAUUGUUAUUUGCUCAAGUAACAUCUCUUAUUAAUAUGUUUUUUUCGAGACCUACCGUAUCACAAGUAUGUUUUCUCAAAAUUAUUCUUAAAAUUCAUCAUUUGAUUUGCAGGUAUCAUUUCUUUUGAGUGAAGGUGGUAUGGUAUUUCCACGUGUAACUGUUUGUAGUUUCAAUCCAAUUAAAAGAACAUAUGUUGAAUCUUUAAAUUCAACAAAAGAUUUAUCAGAUGAUCUUCUUGAUUAUUUGAUGAUGUUUAAUAGCGAUGCAAUGACACUUUAUGGUAGAGCAGAUGGACAACAAUUACAUUCUGGUGAUAAUUUAUUCAAACAAUAUGUUCAGAAUCAUACAAACUUCACAGCCGAUUCAUUUUUUAUGGAUGCUGGUUUUGGAUGUAAUGAUACUUUUAAAAUGUGCUCAUUUGGUGGAAGAAGGUGAGAAAAAUCAAAAACUUUGUGUUACUGUUUCCGAAAAAUUGAAAAUCAACAAAAAUAAACUUCCAGAUUCGAUUGCUGUAAAUAUGCAACCCCGGUAUUCUCAGAUCUUGGAAAAUGUUUCACAUUAAAUGUUCAAGACAGUGAUAAACCAUGGAUGAAAACCCAAUCAGAACCCGGAAUUGCAGCCGGUCUUCAAAUAAUUCUCGAUUCUCACAUCGAAGAACAAUUUGAUUCGGAAGCUGAUGGUGUUACUCCUGUAUUCUCAAGUGCAUUUGAAAAUGGUUUUCGAUAUUAUAUUCAUUCGUCAGCUGAGUUGCCAUUUCUCGCAUCUGAAGGUAUUGCUGUUUCACCAGAUAGUGUAGUCUAUUCAGCGUUGUCAAGUUCAAGGGUGAGAUUGAGAAAUAUAUUCUUUAUGUGGAGAUAGAGAUUUUUCAGUACAUCCUUUUAUCAUCUGGUUCUUGGGGAAAUUGUACUGAUAGUUGGCCAGCAAAUUAUAAAUAUGAUUUUCCUUAUACAGCAGCAAUGUGUUCGACUGUUUGUAAAGCUCAAUAUUUCAAUACAACUUGUGGUUGUAGUCCAUCGAUUUAUAAUCAUGAAAAUCGUAAGUUCAGCGUUGGAAAAAAGUACAAAAUAAAUGUUGUUUGAAAAGAAGUGAGAAAUUAUUGACCAGAUAACGAUCAACCUAUUCUCUACCCUGUUUUAUUGAUGUCUCUGUAAAACUUCAAAAAACUGUAUAAACUUUUUUUUUUCAAAAAAAUAGAUAAAAUUCAAAGGUAUGAGAUGGGAAAUGGAUUCCGUAGAAAUGAAAAAAUUAUUCGAAAAGGAAAAAUGUCCGAAUUAUCCACGUAUUAAAUUUCUUGCGAAAACUCACUGAGUCUAGGCGAACAGUUCCGAAAAAAAUUCAGACAAGCUUCAAGAACAUAUAAUUUUCCAGUUUUCCGUGAUUGCACUCCAUAUGAAACAUAUCGUUGCAUGGAUACUAAAAUGAAAGUGGUAAGCAACGGUGUUGUAAAUAUUGAAAUGCCAAGUUGUGAAGAAUGUCGAGUUGAAUGUAAAAGUCAAGUUUAUCAUGCAUUCAAUUCAUAUGGAAAAGGUCUUUCAAGAGGUGCACUUAUGUGGUUACAUAAACAAGGACAAUGGGAUAUUUUACAUAUGAAGUUGGAUUUUCCUUUCAAUUUAAUUGUAAGAAAACAUCCUUAUUUUAUUUCAGAUCAAAUUUUCAAGUUGUAAAUGUGUUUUUCCGAGAUAUGUCAUAUACUGAAUAUAUUCAAAUGCAAGGAAUGACUAUUACCGAACUUCUCAGUAUGUUUUUUGUUAAAUUUUUAGAAUUUUCAAAAAAAAAUAUUUCAGGUGACAUUGGUGGAAAUAUGGGAAUGUUUAUGGGAAUGUCUGUUUUCACAAUAAUUGAAGUUUCAUUAUUUUUAUCGAAAAUUGGAUGGCUUGCAUUUUCUCGAAAACGUCGAGAUUAUAUGUACAGUAAGAAAAAGAAUGAGGAAUUACAUGAAAAAGAGUUGGAAGAUGUUGUAACUGGUUUCAAACUUUUUCGAACAAGAAAAAUCUGGCAAUGA